CGGCGCGUGCGCGCGUUAUCUCGGGCCGACCCUAGUGGCCGGGUUCCCUCGGUUCCAGGCCCCCGCCCCCCGCCGCCUUCUCUCGGCCCCCAGCCAACCGGUCCCCUCCCUCUCCUCGCGGAAUGGGGCCGGUGCUACUUGGGGUCGCGCGCCAGGGACCCGGCUCGCGCUCGGUCUCGCGCUGUCAGCUACUGCCCGGCUCGCGCCGCCUCGCGCUCUCCCUCAGUCAGUGGCGCCGGAGGCUCCGUUAAGCGGCGACCGUGGUUCCUGUUUCCGUUUCUUCCUCUCCCUUCGGUCGGGAGUAGCAUCCUCCACCCAGCCACCCCUCCCACUCCCCCAUCGCUGGGCAGCUGCGGCUGAGGGUUGUGGCGGCGGCGACGCGAAACGGCGGAGACCCUUGCUCCCGCCUCGGUUUUUCGGCGGACACACAUCUUUGUUUGUAUGUGGUGCUGAGGAUCGAACCCGGGCUGCACGCAUGCCAGGUUUUAGGUGGACACAAUAUCUUUAUUUUACCUUUAUGUGGUGCUGAGGAUCAAACACAGUGCCUCGUGCAUGCUAGCUAAUAAUUUUUGUGACCCAGAUUUAAGCAAUAAUAUAUUCACCUGGAUUACCGUGGUUUCAUGAAUGUCUUCUCUUCUUGGGAAAGGAAGCAUGUAGAGUCCAUGAAGCACAGGACAGUAAAGCUUCCUACUCCUAUCACCACAAGGAUCUCUUUCAAAGAUUCACCACAGGACUACCAGAGAGACUAAUUUGAAGCAUCAUGUGUUGAAACAACAGAAGUCUUUUCACCUGUUCACUUACUAGAAACAGUUACAAUGUUUUCAAUUCUUUGAGCUCCAGGAAGCCAGGGAAGUGAGUUGAAAAUCUGAAAAUGCGGCCAUGGACUGGUUCCUGGCGUUGGAUUAUGCUCAUUCUUUUUGCCUGGGGAACCUUGCUAUUUUAUAUAGGUGGUCACCUGGUUCGAGAUAAUGACCACCCUGAUCACUCUAGCCGAGAACUAUCCAAGAUUCUGGCAAAGCUUGAACGCUUAAAACAGCAGAAUGAAGACUUGAGGCGAAUGGCUGAAUCUCUCCGGAUACCAGAAGGCCCCAUUGAUCAGGGACCAGCCACAGGAAGGGUACAUAUUUUAGAAGAGCAGCUUGUUAAAGCCAAAGAACAGAUUGAAAAUUAUAAGAAACAAACCAGAAAUGGUCUAGGAAAAGAUCAUGAAAUACUAAGAAGGAGAAUUGAAAAUGGAGCUAAAGAACUCUGGUUUUUUCUACAGAGUGAAUUAAAGAAAUUAAAAAAUUUAGAAGGAAAUGAACUCCAAAGACAUGCAGAUGAAUUUCUUUCCGAUUUAGGACAUCAUGAAAGGAUUCUGAUGGCAAUUACUGUCUCAUUAAUGAACAAUAAAAGAAAAAUUGGUAUAUUAGCACAGCGUACCACUGAGAAGAGGAAAAGGAUUACCCUAUACAAGUCUAUAAUGACAGAUCUAUACUACCUCAGUCAAACAGAUGGAGCAGGUGAUUGGCGGGAAAAAGAGGCCAAAGAUCUGACAGAGCUGGUCCAGCGGAGAAUAACCUAUCUCCAGAAUCCCAAGGACUGUAGCAAAGCCAAGAAACUGGUGUGUAACAUAAACAAAGGCUGUGGCUAUGGUUGUCAACUCCAUCAUGUGGUCUACUGCUUCAUGAUUGCCUAUGGCACCCAACGGACACUCAUCUUGGAAUCUCAGAAUUGGCGCUAUGCUACUGGUGGAUGGGAGACUGUGUUUAGACCUGUAAGUGAGACAUGCACAGACAGAUCUGGUGUCUCCACUGGACACUGGUCAGGUGAAGUGAAGGACAGAGUUGUUCAAGUGGUGGAGCUCCCCAUUGUAGACAGUCUUCAUCCGCGUCCUCCUUAUUUACCCUUGGCUGUACCAGAAGACCUUGCAGAUCGACUCGUAAGAGUCCAUGGUGAUCCUGCAGUGUGGUGGGUGUCUCAAUUUGUCAAAUAUUUGAUCCGCCCACAACCUUGGUUGGAAAAGGAAAUAGAAGAGGCCACCAAGAAGCUUGGCUUCAAACAUCCAGUUAUUGGAGUCCAUGUCAGACGCACAGACAAAGUGGGAACAGAAGCAGCCUUCCAUCCCAUUGAGGAGUACAUGGUGCAUGUUGAAGAACAUUUUCAGCUUCUCGCACGCAGAAUGCAAGUGGAUAAAAAAAGAGUAUAUUUGGCCACGGAUGAUCCUUCUUUAUUAAACGAGGCAAAAACAAAGUACCCCAAUUAUGAAUUUAUUAGUGAUAACUCUAUUUCUUGGUCAGCUGGACUGCACAAUCGAUAUACAGAAAAUUCACUUCGGGGUGUGAUCCUGGAUAUACAUUUUCUCUCCCAGGCAGACUUCCUAGUGUGUACUUUUUCAUCCCAGGUCUGUCGAGUUGCUUAUGAAAUCAUGCAAACACUGCAUCCUGAUGCCUCUGCAAACUUCCAUUCUUUAGAUGACAUCUACUAUUUUGGGGGCCAGAAUGCCCACAACCAGAUUGCCAUUUAUCCUCACCAACCUCGAACUGAAGAAGAAAUCCCCAUGGAACCUGGAGAUAUCAUUGGGGUGGCUGGAAAUCAUUGGGAUGGCUAUUCUAAAGGUGUCAACAGAAAACUGGGAAGAACAGGCCUCUAUCCCUCCUACAAAGUCCGAGAGAAAAUUGAAACCGUCAAAUACCCCACAUAUCCUGAGGCUGAAAAAUAAAGCUCAGGUGUAAGAGAUGAACAACCAAACUCAGUUCAAACCAUUUCAACCAAGCAGUAGAUGAAGAAGGCCCUGACCUAACAACAUUGGUUAAAUGGUAGAUACCAUUGGCACCAAGAGCAACUAGGAACUGACAAAUGCUUCAUUGGUGGAAUUCCUCUUUAACAAGGGCUGCAGUGCCCUCAAACCCAUGCACAGUACAAUAAUGUACUCACAUAUAACAUGCAAACAGAUUGUUUUCUACUUUACCCCUUCUAUAAAUAUUAUGUCCCCAUGAAACAAACACUGCCACAUUGUGUAAUUUAAGUGACACAGACAUUUUAUGUGAGACUUCAAACAUGGUGCCUAUAUCUGAGAGACCUGUGUGACUUACCAAGAAGACCUGAAUAGCUCCAUACUGUGGAGAAGUUUAUUCUUAGCCAGUGGUGGUGUUGUGACCACUGAAUUCACUCCAAUCAACAGAUUCAGAAUGAGAAUGGAUGUUUUUGUUUUGUUUUUUUUUCCUUUAUAAGGUUGUCUGGAUUUUUUUUUAAGUAAUUGCAUCAGUUCAUCCAAGUCAUCAUUAAUAAGUGAAGGAUACAUCAGAAAUUAAAUAUUCACUCUCCAUUAGGAACUUUUGUAAAACAAUGCCAUGAACAAAUUCUUUAGUACGCAAUGUCUCUGGACAUUCUCUUUGAUAACAAAAAAUAAAUUUUAAAAAAGAA
This is a messenger RNA of Marmota monax (woodchuck), 3405 nucleotides long. RefSeq names its product fucosyltransferase 8 (gene Fut8). Gene Ontology annotation, molecular function: protein binding; glycoprotein 6-alpha-L-fucosyltransferase activity. The record is from RefSeq and is a predicted model, not a curated record. The coding region runs from base 872 to 2701 and encodes 609 amino acids. Gene Ontology annotation, cellular component: Golgi cisterna membrane. The transcript has 15 exons. Gene Ontology annotation, biological process: protein N-linked glycosylation. NCBI's taxonomy places the organism in Eukaryota, Metazoa, Chordata, Mammalia, Rodentia, Sciuridae.